Messenger RNA from Laetiporus sulphureus 93-53, 960 nucleotides. RefSeq names its product pyrophosphatase-domain-containing protein. The coding region runs from base 1 to 960 and encodes 319 amino acids. The record is from RefSeq and is a predicted model, not a curated record. Gene Ontology annotation, molecular function: inorganic diphosphate phosphatase activity; magnesium ion binding. Gene Ontology annotation, biological process: phosphate-containing compound metabolic process. Lineage: Eukaryota; Fungi; Basidiomycota; Agaricomycetes; Polyporales; Laetiporaceae. The transcript is spliced from 7 exons. Gene Ontology annotation, cellular component: nucleus; cytoplasm.
AUGUCCGCUGCUGUUGCCCUUCGUCGUCUCUCCCAGCACGCUCGUCUCUUCUCUGCAACCGUCAACGCAAUGUCGUCCCAGUACUCUACCCGCCUCAUUGGCGCGCCGAACACCCUCGAGCACCGCGUCUUCCUCGAGCGCGAUGGCAAUCCCAUCUCUUCCUGGCAUGACAUCCCGCUCUUCGCGGACCAGAACAAUGGCAUCCUGAACAUGGUCGUCGAGAUCCCUCGUUGGACCAAUGCGAAGAUGGAGAUCUCCAAGGAGGAGUCGUUCAACCCCAUCAAGCAGGACGUGAAGAAGAACCGUUUGCGCUACGUGCGCAACUGCUUCCCCCACCACGGUUACAUCUGGAACUAUGGUGCUUUCCCCCAGACCUGGGAGGAUCCCACCCAGACACACGCUGAAACGAAGGCGAACGGUGACAAUGACCCGCUCGACGUCUGCGAGAUCGGCGAGCAGGUCGGCUAUGUCGGCCAGAUCAAGCAAGUCAAGGUUCUUGGCAUCAUGGCCCUCCUGGAUGAGGGUGAGACAGACUGGAAGGUUCUCGUCGUCGACGUCCAGGAUCCCCUUGCUUCGAAGCUGAACGAUAUCGAAGACGUCGAGAGACAUCUGCCCGGUCUUGUGCGUGCGACUAAUGAGUGGUUCAGGAUCUACAAGAUCCCCGAUGGCAAGCCGGAGAACCAAUUCGCCUUCUCCGGUGAGGCCAAGAACAAGAAGUAUGCGACGGAGAUCAUUCAUGAGUGCCAUGAGGCCUGGCGUCGUCUCGUCAGCGGAGAGAGCCCGGCGAAGACGCCCUCGUACGACCUCUCCAUUCGUAACGUCACCGUCACUGGCUCUCCUGGCUAUGUCAGCAAAAACGACCCUGCAUACGCUGCCAUUCCUCCGGACUCCAGGAAGCCGCCUGCACCCAUCGAACCUGCUAUCUCGAAGUGGUUCUACAUCUCUUCUGCUCAGGUAUAA